GCAAAGCUGAGCUGACAGCGCAGGCGACGCUGCUAGCAUUUCCAUUCCGUCGCCAGACUGAGACUGAAUAAAGGCGUGUUUGUGCAGUAGUGCUUCUUUUUUUAAAAAUCUCAAAGCCAAGAAGAACAAACUGAAAUCACAUCUUCAAAAAUGGAGCGUAAAAUAAUCAGAAGAGAAAAAGAAAAGGAGUAUGAAGGGAAACACAACAGCCUGGAAGACACUGAGCAAGGAAAGAACUGCAAAUCCACACUGAUGACCCUCAACGUUGGUGGAUAUUUAUACAUUACUCAAAAACAAACACUGACCAAGUACCCAGAUACUUUCCUUGAAGGUGUCGUAAAUGGGAAAAUUCUCUGCCCAUUUGAUGCUGAUGGCCAUUACUUCAUAGACAGGGAUGGGCUCCUCUUCAGGCACGUCCUAAACUUCCUACGAAAUGGAGAACUUCUACUGCCUGAAGGGUUUCGAGAAAAUCAACUUCUUGCACAAGAAGCAGAAUUCUUUCAGCUCAAGGGACUGGCAGAUGAAGUGAAAUCCAGGUGGGAAAAAGAACAGCUAACACCUAGAGAGACUACUUUCUUGGAAAUAACAGAUAACCAUGAUCGUUCACAAGGACUGAGAAUCUUCUGUAAUGCUCCUGAUUUCAUUUCAAAAAUAAAAUCUCGAAUUGUUCUGGUAUCUAAAAGCAGGCUGGAUGGAUUUCCAGAGGAGUUUUCAAUAUCAUCAAAUAUUAUUCAGUUUAAAUACUUCAUAAAGUCUGAAAAUGGCACUCGACUCGUACUAAAGGAAGACAACACCUUUGUCUGUACCUUGGAAACUCUUAAGUUUGAGGCUAUAAUGAUGGCUUUAAAGUGUGGUUUUAGACUGCUGACCAGCCUGGAUUGUUCUAAAGGGUCAAUUGUUCACAGCGAUGCACUUCAUUUUAUCAAGUAAUUACCUGUCUCAUGGACAAAGGCAACAAGCAUGCAGCCAGCAAGCUUCGGAAAACCACAGCAUCAAAGGCACCCCAAAUAGUGUGCUCAGCUAGCUCUGUACUACAGAGCCCUGCUGCUCAUCAAAUACUGUAAGCUAACGGUAUGUACAUUCUAUCACUAAAGAUGCCCUUCUCUGGGGUGCUCCUGCUGAUCAGACUUUUUCUCCUAAAAUGAAAACAGUAAUCAUCUAUAUACUGUAAAUAAAGACUGAAUGCUUUUGCUAUUUGUUUAUUUUUCCUUAUACUUUCAAUCACUAUGUCUGGGGUACUUGUAUAAAAAGCAAGCAUGUAUAUUAUCUGUAGUUCAUUUAAAUAAAUGGUAAUAAAAUAUUUUAAGGGGCUCUAAGGUUUAACAUCCUAUUUAUGGCAAAAUCUACAAAGAAACUGAACUGAUAAAAUUAACCACUGAGAGCAAAACAGAUGCGCAGCUCUCUACCUGAAA
Molecule: messenger RNA, 1412 nt
Organism: Fukomys damarensis (Damara mole-rat)
Lineage: Eukaryota; Metazoa; Chordata; Mammalia; Rodentia; Bathyergidae
Gene: Kctd4
Product: potassium channel tetramerization domain containing 4
Exons: 1
Coding region: 151-930 (259 amino acids)
Biological process (GO): protein homooligomerization
Molecular function (GO): protein binding
Source: RefSeq, a predicted model, not a curated record